UGUCCCCCCUCUUUUUCAGAAAAAAGACUAGCAAGGAGACAACCAGUUGGCAAGUUCAGUCCAGGGGAGUCCAGCGUGAUGUGCAGAAGACCGGCGGAGAGGAGCUCAUGCCCAGUGCUGAGUGACCACGUCCACGUACCCUUCGUCCCCAGGCCUGGCAGAGAGGCCCCAUUCAGGUUCAAAACAAUCAGGGACCACGUGGUGUGUAUGUCAACGUGAACCUGGGAAGACUGAGCUGUGACGGGGCUGCUUCUCGGAAUGAGCGGGCACAUGUUUUUGUCUGGAGAUUUAAAGCUCCCAGGAGGCAACAUGAUAUCCAGAUUCUUCUCAGAAUAGGAUGGGGGGAAUUCUGAAGUCCUCAUUCAUCCCCUGUGUGUCUCAAGCUUUGGAAGGAGCCAGAAUGCCAAUGGGAAGACUCCCCAAGCAUUGCCUACCUUGGGGUGAUGCCCCGACAUAUUCAGCAAGUGUCCAGGGGUCUUGGCUUUUUGCUGGGCAAAGUUCCAGAACAGUGAGACAUCUUGGGAUUCAUCUGGUUUAAGAAAGACCUUUAACUCCCCACUGUUGGUCUCCUCGGUGCUCUUUAAAUAGUUAACUCUUGAGAUCUUUUCACUGUGUUCUCUUGGGCGGAACGGCUUGCAACCGUGUGGAACAGAAGGAUGACCUUGUUCUGUGGGCAGGACAACUGUGAAAGGAGCUGUGUGUGUGUGAGUCUGUGGGAAGAAAGAAACACCUAGAAUGUCCCUGCCAAACCAGUCCAUGGAAGGCCUUUUCCCAGAGGCCCCCAACAGAUCCCUGAAUGCUAUAGAAACUCCAGAGACUUGGGAUCCAGGAACCCUCCAGGCCCUCAAGAUUUCUCUUGCUGUGGUCCUUUCCAUCAUCACACUGGCCACAGUCCUCUCCAACGCCUUCGUGCUCACCACCAUCUUCCUCACCAGGAAGCUCCACACCCCUGCCAACUAUCUCAUUGGCUCUCUGGCCACCACCGACCUCCUAGUUUCCAUCUUGGUCAUGCCCGUCAGCAUCGCAUACACGACCACGCGCACCUGGAGCUUUGGCCAAAUCCUGUGUGACAUCUGGCUGUCCUCUGACAUCACGUGCUGCACGGCCUCCAUCCUGCAUCUCUGUGUCAUUGCUCUGGACAGGUACUGGGCAAUCACCGAUGCCCUGGAGUACAGUAAGCGCCGGACUGCGGGCCACGCGGCCGCCAUGAUCGCCAUCGUCUGGGCCAUCUCCAUCUGCAUCUCCAUCCCGCCGCUCUUCUGGCGGCAGGCAAAAGCGCACGAGGAGCUGUCUGCCUGCCUGGUGAACACAUCUCAGAUCUCCUACACCAUCUACUCCACGUGCGGGGCCUUCUACAUCCCUUCUGUGUUGCUCAUCAUCCUCUACGGACGCAUCUACAUGGCCGCCCGGAACCGCAUCCUGAAUCCGCCCUCACUCUGCGGAAAGCGCUUCACCACUGCCCAUCUCAUCACAGGCUCCGCGGGGUCCUCGCUCUGCUCCCUCAACCCCAGCCUUCAUGAGGGCCACUCACAUUCAGCUGGCUCCCCCAUCUUUUUCAACCAUGUGAAAAUCAAGCUGGCUGACAGCAUCCUGGAGCGCAAGCGGAUCUCCGCUGCCCGAGAGAGGAAAGCCACUAAGACCCUGGGCAUCAUCCUGGGGGCCUUUAUCAUCUGCUGGCUGCCCUUCUUUGUGGCAUCGCUGGUCCUCCCCAUCUGCCGGGACUCCUGCUGGAUCCACCCAGCCCUCUUUGACUUUUUCACCUGGCUAGGCUAUUUAAACUCCCUCAUCAAUCCCAUCAUCUACACCGUGUUUAACGAAGAGUUCCGGCAGGCGUUUCAGAAAGUUGUCCAUUCCCACAAAGCCGCCUAAGUCUCAUUUGGUGGUGGCUCUUGUUAUGGUUUGUCUCCUGUCUUCUUUAUUUUUCCUGAAUGUUGGGUUCAUCCUGAUACCUUGGGUUUGGAUUCAAUUAAUUGAAUUGGCCAGCGUUCUUUUUCCUGUUAUCUUCUUGAUUUCUGGGACACCAAAAGCUGGGCAGUUGUAUGAAAGGGGACAAGACUGAAGAUUUCACUAAGUGUGAUCGUGUGCCAGUUCAUCCAUGUUGGAGGAAACGUGACCCACAGGAUACCCCAUGGAAGCAAUUCGGGCGGGAGCCCUCUGAAGCUAUAGCAAGAUGAGGCCCAAAGGGGAGGCUUUCUGGUCUGCCUAACUUUCGUGUGGCGCUCGUAGGAGGGCAGGUGAAAUUAAUGACCUAAGUUGAAGAGCAUUUGGAGUCAGAGUGGAGUGACCUCCAUUCCCUGUGGCACCUCAGAAAUAACACCUGGAUUUCGUUCACUGAGUCCUCCUUAGGUUGAAUCUUUCCCAGUCGUUCAUGGGGAGAUAUUCAGUAUUUGCAGUGCCAGUGAUAUAAAGUGGUGGAGAUGCCAGCGACAGCCACUACAUCAACUACCCUGUGCCCUUCGUCCUUCCCCACUAUCUCCGCACCGUCUCAAUGUUCACAUUUUCACCCCCACUGAAGGCUUUGGACUCACAGAGGGUUGGUUUUUUUUUUCCCAGAAUUAUUUUCUUACGUCCCCUUUUCAUUAGAGAUCUUACAAUGUUGGGUCUUGCCAAAUAAAAAGCAUGAGA
Talpa occidentalis (Iberian mole) is the source of this 2625-nucleotide messenger RNA. It is a transcript of the gene HTR1D, whose product is annotated as 5-hydroxytryptamine receptor 1D. The coding region runs from base 736 to 1869 and encodes 377 amino acids. The record is from RefSeq and is a predicted model, not a curated record. Gene Ontology annotation, cellular component: dendrite; plasma membrane. Gene Ontology annotation, biological process: regulation of behavior; G protein-coupled receptor signaling pathway, coupled to cyclic nucleotide second messenger; vasoconstriction. The transcript is spliced from 3 exons. NCBI's taxonomy places the organism in Eukaryota, Metazoa, Chordata, Mammalia, Eulipotyphla, Talpidae. Gene Ontology annotation, molecular function: G protein-coupled serotonin receptor activity; neurotransmitter receptor activity.